UACAAGUUACAUUUAUCUUAUAAAAUUUGUCUUGAUUUCCAUGACUUGGGAUUCUAUUACGAAAAGAUCGUGAUCUUAGUUUCAAGAGGUGUUAUUUCCUAGUUAUUUGUUUAAAUAUUACAUCACCGCUACAAAGUCCUUUAGAAUUCGUCAAUGUCUGCUAUAGUUUAACCGGUGACAUAACAAUGGCAAACUGGGCAGCUAUCGGCUCCAUAGUCCUACCUAACACAGGAGGCUGGCUCAACGGAAUAUACUUUGCUGGACAAAUCCGGAAGGAUAAUGAGAAGACCUGGUACGAUGACCUGAAGAAGCCUUCCUGGACCCCUCCUAAGUGGGUGUUUGGGCCUGCCUGGACUGUGCUGUACUGUGGAAUGGGCUACGCUUCCUACUUAGUGUAUGAGGAAUGCGGGGGAUUUACUGAUGAAGCAGUUCUGCCUCUCUCUUUAUACGGUGGUCAACUCCUGCUCAACUGGGCGUGGACUCCGCUGUUCUUUGGCCUUAAGGACUUCAAACUGGCUUUCAUAGAAAUCGCAGUAUUGGGAGGCGCUGCCGUAGCAACUACAGCCAGUUUCAUGCAAGUCAACAAGACAGCUGGUUCGCUCUUGUUGCCAUAUCUCGCCUGGUUGGCCUACGCGAGCUCCAUCUCAUACUACGUGUGGAGGAACAACCCCAAGAUUGAGGACAAGAAGCAAUAAACGUGCAGUACAUAGAAUCGUGAAUGCACAAAAGCCUUCACCACUUCAGCUUAACACU
Pararge aegeria (speckled wood butterfly) is the source of this 753-nucleotide messenger RNA. RefSeq names its product translocator protein. Lineage: Eukaryota; Metazoa; Arthropoda; Insecta; Lepidoptera; Nymphalidae. The record is from RefSeq and is a predicted model, not a curated record. Gene Ontology annotation, cellular component: mitochondrial outer membrane. The coding region runs from base 186 to 695 and encodes 169 amino acids. The transcript is spliced from 5 exons.